Molecule: messenger RNA, 2675 nt
Organism: Trematomus bernacchii (emerald rockcod)
Lineage: Eukaryota; Metazoa; Chordata; Actinopteri; Perciformes; Nototheniidae
Gene: ntan1
Product: N-terminal asparagine amidase
Exons: 10
Coding region: 186-1103 (305 amino acids)
Biological process (GO): ubiquitin-dependent protein catabolic process
Cellular component (GO): nucleus
Molecular function (GO): protein-N-terminal asparagine amidohydrolase activity
Source: RefSeq, a predicted model, not a curated record
UGAAGAAGAAGAAGAAAAGCCUUCCAGGAAGUUCACACGAUUGGACUGGAUUUGCAGCAGUUACUGCGAUAUAUUCUGUUAAAAUAUGAAAUAUAUAAAUAUUAAGCCAUACAAUGAUAAGAAGUAACUGGCCUUUAGAAUAGUAUGAAAACUAGGAGUUUGCAUAGUGGACCUCGUUUAAGGAAAUGCCGUUGUUAAUUCAAAAUAGAGCACUUGACCGCAUUACCUCGACAGGGGAGCUGUUCGACAGACAUCCACAUUUAAAGGAAAAUGCAAGAACAUUUCGCUCCCAGCCACUUGUUGAUGUCGACCCAAAGUGCCUCUUGUACGUCCAACAAAGAGAGUUUGCAGCAACAACACCAGCAGACAAAUCUGUUUCAGUAAUCGGAUCUGGUGAUGCCACCACCUGCCAUUUUGUUGUGCUGCGACACACCGGAAGUGGAGCUGUUUGCCUUGCCCACUGCGAUGGUUCCUGCACCUGGUCUGAAAUCCCGCUUAUUGUGAAAGCUGUGACAUCACUGAGUAACGUUAGUAAGGAGGGCAGACUUGAGCUCCUUCUUGCUGGAGGAUUUAACGAUGAGUCAAAAACAUCCCAUAAACUCAGCCUUAACAUACUGGCAGCUUUCCAGAAACAGAAAGAGGAAAUUCAUCUGGAAACAUGCUGCAUCACAGAAAUGAAUGACAUUGUUGUUGAUGGAAAUCAUAGUCCUGUAGUAUAUGGCAUAGGUGUAAAUGUUAAUACAGGGGAUGUGUUUCCUUCGUCAUUUACUCACAAAGGACCAGCAGAGGAGCUGCGGUCAGCAAGGACCUUCACUGGGGGACAGAUGGCAGACAUAUAUGACUCGAGUCAAGGCCUCGUUAAAAUUGGCCCUUGCAGUUGGUCCCCAAAUCUGGAUAUCGGCUUCUGGUUGUCACAAGAGGAUGACACUAUUUUGAAGUACAUGUCCACCUCUCCGCUGGCUGAGCCGCCUCACUUCGUCCAGCACAUGAAGACCACCAUCCAGUUCCUCCUAGAACACCCCAGCUCUGACAGCCUGUUCCCCGGGGGGCAGCCGCAGCUCUACCACAGGUCGGAGAGGGGGGACUGGGAGAGGGCUGCGUAGUCAUAGAGCCUGCCUCCCACUGGACCUUAACAUUCAACCUGUUUUUGCCUCUCAGCUCAAUGGAUACACUAUGACCCAUCCACCUGCUGUCCUUUUUUUGUUCAUCGUGUCUUAUCAUGGAGGUAUCCCCCCCCCCCCCCCCCCCCCCGCGCUGUAUGUCUCAUCUGGCUGGUCCAGUAGAGAGAGCAGACGAGUACAAGUGAAGCUGUUCAUGCCUGUAACAUUUAAUUUGUUCCCACUCCUAAGAUGUAAAGUCUGCAACUUGCAUAACACCUGCUGUUGCAGUAAGUUAAUGCCCCACUAUGCUUGACUGUUUAGAUUAUCAAAGGAAAUAAUUAACAAUCCUGUCAUAUGCCCAGUAGUUAGGGUCUGAGACCGCGAGCGAUUACAAUAGUUAUCAUUUGGUUUUAAGCCCAAAAACGAUGGUUGCAUUUUUUCCAAAGCAUUCUCUUAUCUAUUCAUUUCCUGCUCUGCAUGUUGGGGAUAUCAUUUGACAGUUUAUAGACAUUAAGAAUUCCGACUUCAUUUAAUUGCCUUUUAUAUUUUUGUCAUUGAGUUGAUGUUUUCAGUUACUCUGUAAGGUGUGUUUAACUAAAGCUAGUGUUAAAGGUGGGGUAGGUAAGUUUGAGAAACCGGCUCGAGAUACACUUUUUGUUAUAUUCCAUGGAAUGCUCUUAACAUCCCGAUAGCAAUGAAUAUCUUAAGUGCUUUGACAAAAAAUCCAUAAAAAAAAUGUCAUCUGUGGAAGCCGUAAUACUGUAAAAAGUACGACCAAUCAUUUUAGCCGGCCCGGCUAAAAUAACUGGAUGGCCUACCUGCCUGUCAGCCUUCCAUCUGUGCACAAACUUAUCUCGUGCCCUCAUUGGUCAUGUGCGCGUUCGUGUGUGUUGGAGGAGGGGCUCUAUAAGGAAGUGGCAGAUUUUCUCCGGUUGUGUAUUUUCAAAUUCUAGCGAUCUCGAUCCGGUUUCUCAAACUACCUUUAAGUCAAUUUCUGAGAGAUAUAAUAUCAGUCUAAAACAUACAUAUGAUUUGCAACUGCAUGCAUGUUGUGUGUUUAGUGGGGCUAAACGUGUAAAAUAUGUACAAUUUAAAAAAAGAAAAAAAAAAAGAAGCCCAACCUACUUUUUGAGGAAAACUACAAGUGGGGAACUUGCUGCAACAAAAAUUAAGAAUACAUUUAUUUUUAGCAUUUUGUCUAAAACAUUGAGGAUAAUAUGUAUUGCUAUGCCUUCCACUAAAAACGCAACUUCCUGGGGGGAACGAAAUAUAAUAUUUCCUCAUAUACUGCUGUAUACUUUGCCAUGAAUGUGUGUGUUUUAGGAACUUGCAUGCGUAAAUGUGUAUAGCUAUAUGGAUCCUUGUCAAACGCAACAGAAUAUGAUUUUACUAGAUGUGUUUUUUGAGAUUGUUGAAAUGAAAUCAACACCAUAUACUGUAUAAGGCCUUUUCCUCAGCUGUGUUAUUCAGAAGGUUGACAGGUGCUUAAAGCAUUCAGUGCAACUUCGUGCAACUUCAUGCAACUUGUGAACAUAAUGUACCUGUUGCUAAAUAAAUGUUAACACGUCCAAUCUA